AUGUCUGGUGCUCGCCCCCUACUGUCGAACCGCGCGUCUUCUGAGAUAAGCGGUGGCCGCGAUCUGGCAGAAGAAGAUGCCCUACUCACAGGCCGCCGGACCGGAUACGGACAGAAGGGAUAUUCGCAAUCACAGAAAUGGAGAGAAGUCGGACUGUUUGUCUGGGCCGUUAUUGCAACAGGCGCUGUCGUUGUGCUCGGCAUUCUCCUCCAAAGUUCGACCGACGACUCCAAGACACCCCAAGCAAGUGGGAAGAGGAACCUGAUUUUCAUGGUUUCUGAUGGCAUGGGCCCUACCUCACUUUCUCUCACGCGAUCUUUCAUGCAGUUCCAGAAUGGCGCUCCUUUCAAUGAGCAGCUCGUCCUCGAUCAGCACCUCAUCGGCCAGUCACGAACACGCUCCUCUUCCUCGCUCAUCACCGACUCAGCAGCCGGUGCGACGGCCUUCUCUUGCGCACAGAAGAGCUACAACGGCGCCAUCUCCGUAACUCCUGAUCACGAGCCAUGUGGUACUGUGCUGGAAGCGGCUAAGAAGGCGGGAUACAUGACCGGCUUAGUAGUUACAACGCGCAUCACUGAUGCUACACCGGCGUGCUUUGCUGCGCAUGUGAACAUGCGAUCUGAGGAAGACCGCAUUGCAGAACAAAUGGUUGGAGACCACCCGCUUGGACGUGUGGUUGACUUGAUGUUUGGCGGUGGCCGAUGCCACUUCAUAUCAAACUCGACUGGCGAUUCAAGCUGCCGAGCCGAUGACAAGGACAUUAUCGGAGUGGCCAAGAAGAAUGGAUUCAACUACAUUUCGGACCGUGCUGGAUUCGACAAAUUGAAGGGAGGAGUUUCGGUCGACUUGCCCAUGUUGGGACUCUUUGCUGACACAGAUAUCCCCUAUGAAAUCGACCGCCGCAGUCAGAACGACGUCUACCCGAGUCUGCACGAGAUGGCCGAGGCCGCCAUGAAAGCGCUCAGCCAUGCGACCAGAGACAGCGACAAAGGCUUUUUCCUAAUGAUUGAGGGUUCCAGGAUCGAUCAUGCAGGCCACCACAACGACCCUGCUGCUCAAGUCCACGAGGUGCUUGCAUACGACAAGACUUUUAACAGCGUCCUCAACUUCAUCAAGAAGGAGAAGACACAAACCGUCAUGGUCUCGACGUCUGACCACGAAACCGGUGGCCUCGCAGCCGCUCGACAACUCCAUGCUUCAUACCCUGAAUAUCUCUGGUACCCGUCUCCUCUCGCCAACGCCUCCCACUCCGCCGAACACCUCGCUCUCGCAUACAACACAUUCCUCGCAACCAACCCCUCAACCGAUCAAACCGCCGAUUUUGUCCGCGAUUCCAUCACCACCGGUCUGGGCAUCCACGAUUUCAACGACGACGAAGUCAACAAUCUCGUCAAGGACCCCGCAACUUCCCUCUACCAAUACGCAGACAUGGUUUCGCGCCGCUCGCAGACUGGCUGGUCGACUCACGGUCACAGCGCCGCAGACGUCAACAUCUAUACCUCUAAUCCCGAAGCUGCACACGCACUCCAGGGUAACCAUGAGAACACCGAGGUUGGCCAGUUCCUCAGGGACUAUCUGAAUGUCGAUGUCAAUGCUGUAACGAGGGAACUGCUAGAAAAGGGCCGGGGAUUGAUGGUCCAGGGUGUCAAUGGCACUGAAGUUAGUUGGAUGGGUAAGAUACCGGAUGUGGGUGAGAGACUGGAUGGCCAGACUCAUCUGGCAAGUUACGGGGGUGAUUUCAAGAAGAGGGAUGAGGGUGUUUUGCAUGGUGAAGCCUGUGGAUGUGGACAUUAA
Molecule: messenger RNA, 1794 nt
Organism: Bipolaris zeicola 26-R-13
Lineage: Eukaryota; Fungi; Ascomycota; Dothideomycetes; Pleosporales; Pleosporaceae
Exons: 2
Coding region: 1-1794 (597 amino acids)
Biological process (GO): dephosphorylation
Cellular component (GO): fungal-type vacuole membrane
Molecular function (GO): alkaline phosphatase activity
Source: RefSeq, a predicted model, not a curated record